This is a messenger RNA of Raphanus sativus (radish), 1353 nucleotides long. RefSeq names its product fe(2+) transport protein 1-like. The record is from RefSeq and is a predicted model, not a curated record. Gene Ontology annotation, molecular function: zinc ion transmembrane transporter activity. The transcript has 3 exons. Lineage: Eukaryota; Viridiplantae; Streptophyta; Magnoliopsida; Brassicales; Brassicaceae. Gene Ontology annotation, biological process: zinc ion transmembrane transport. The coding region runs from base 42 to 1079 and encodes 345 amino acids. Gene Ontology annotation, cellular component: plasma membrane.
ACAUUAAACAAGCCAAAGACAAACUCCAGAAGAAAACAAAAAUGGCUUCAACUUCAGCAUUUUUCAUGAAAGUAAUGUUCCUCGCACUCAUCUUUCUCUCUUUUACAAUCUCUCCGUCAACUUCAACGGCGCCCCAAGACUGCGCAAGCGAGUUAGAGAACCCAUGCGUCAACAAGGCUAAAGCUUUGCCUCUCAAAAUCAUAGCAAUCGCAGCAAUCCUAGUCGCAAGCAUGAUUGGUGUUGGUGCUCCUCUCUUUAGCCAUUCCGUGCCAUUCCUUCAACCCGACGGGAACAUUUUCACGAUCGUUAAAUGUUUCGCCUCAGGGAUUAUCCUCGGAACUGGUUUUAUGCACGUCUUGCCUGAUUCUUUCGAGAUGUUGUCUUCACAAUGCCUCAAAGAGAACCCGUGGCACAAAUUUCCUUUCUCCGGGUUUCUUGCUAUGUUGUCCGGUCUAAUCACUUUAGUCAUCGAUUCCAUGGCUACGAGCAUUUAUACUAGCAAGAACGCAGUUGGAAUCGUACCACAUGGUCAUGGUCACGGCCCUGGAAAUGAUGUUACCUUACCCACGAAAGAUGGAGAUUCCGCGAGUGCACAACUCUUGAGAUAUCGAGUCAUUGCUAUGGUACUGGAACUUGGAAUCAUAGUUCACUCUGUAGUCAUUGGACUAUCUCUAGGAGCAACAAGUGACACUUGCACCAUUAAAGGACUCAUCGCAGCUCUUUGCUUCCAUCAAAUGUUCGAAGGCAUGGGUCUUGGUGGUUGCAUCCUCCAGGCUGAGUAUACGAACUUGAAAAAGUUUCUUAUGGCGUUCUUUUUUGCGGUGACAACGCCUUUUGGAAUAGCCUUAGGGAUCGCUCUUUCGACCAUCUACAGAGACAAUAGUCCCUCUGCAUUGGUAACUGUUGGAUUGCUCAAUGCAUGCUCCGCAGGAUUGCUCAUCUACAUGGCGCUUGUGGACCUUCUUGCGGCAGAGUUCAUGGGACCAAAGCUUCAAGGUAGCAUCAAAAUGCAGAUCAAGUGUUUCAUUGCAGCUCUUCUUGGGUGCGGUGGCAUGUCGAUCAUCGCCAAAUGGGCUUAACUAAUUCCACGGAUAGUACUACUGCAGAAUUGAAGUCAUGUGGAUUUCGUUGUCGAACUUAAAAGACCUCAUUAGGUUUAACUCUCGACUCUUUAAUCGUGUUUUUUUCCCUUUACAAGAUAUACUUAGUAUCUAUCAUAUUUAAUGUCUUUUAAUAUAUAUAUGUAUUGUGGUUGGUUCAACAAGUCUUUCCUUUUGUUUACGGGGUAAUAAUUAAUUCUUGUAGUAUAAUGUUUUCUCAUGUCAUUUAAAUAAAUAAGACUCUUUUUCAAGA